UCACGAAAACACAGGGUUAGGGGUCUAGCUUUCUGCGAGAAGGGUAUUUCUCUCUCCAUCUUUUAUCUUUAUUUUUUUACAACAAAUCUUCUCGUCACUCUUUUACGACCACUAUUUUCGUACAGCCUCCCCGGAUGGCUCUUUUCGGCAAGAUCUCGUUUCCGGCGCUCGGCAAUGAGCUGUCUGCUCUUAAUAUCUUGUCGAUAAUUUGUUUUUUAUCUUCUCUCCAUUGUCUUGUCUUAUUUUGGUUUGUUUGUGUUUGUUUACCGCAUUUCAGCGACGCGGAACCAAAACAAGGGAGGCGGAGGAAAAGAACCGCUAUUGUUUUCACGACACGGUGGCAAGAAGAGAAACCUGUCACUUUUUCUAUCUGCCAUGCUUCUUUCUUUCGCCAACAACAACCACCUACCUCUAAGACUUGUUCCCUGGCGGUUUUCCCCGUCCUCCUUACCUUCUCACCGUCUCUACAUCUCUAUCCGUCGGCCUGGAAGCUUGUUUUACGCUGGAAGAAGAAAUCCCAUAUAACAACAACCAACUUUUACCUCCCAGAACACCCUUACACUCUUGCCGAUAUACUCUUGUAUAUAUUCCUCUAUUUGCUUUCCUCUAUUUCUCCUCUCGGACAGUGGCGUAGUCCGGUCUGUUUCUGUUUCUGGAAAAACUUUUUUCUUUUUUUUUGUUCCUUUUGACUUGGCUGGCUCGAAACAACCGUUUUGUGAAAGGGGCGGAAGGAGAAGAAAAAGAGUCGGUCAUGACGGAUGUAGUGUACGUGUGUGUGCGUGUGCG
Molecule: messenger RNA, 786 nt
Organism: Lasiosphaeria miniovina
Lineage: Eukaryota; Fungi; Ascomycota; Sordariomycetes; Sordariales; Lasiosphaeriaceae
Exons: 1
Coding region: 135-689 (184 amino acids)
Source: RefSeq, a predicted model, not a curated record